AUGUAUGUCUUCCCCGAUCUGGUGGCCAACCUGAAGCUAAAUGACGACGACAGGACCGAAAAGUUUCCCCUCUUCGAACAAUCCCUACCGGUCACUACACUUCCGCGGACUGUGGCCCCCGCUUGGGAACGGCGACGCCGGCCUUCGAAUACCAUGUACUCAGCUUUCCUCCGGCGCUGCUCAGCAUUCCUCCGUCGGGCGAACAAGUUCAAGCAGCGCAUCCCGCUGAUCAACCAGCUGCACCUCAACUUUAUAUUCCUCCAUUAUACCUAUAUUAUCACAUGGGCCUUAAUCGGUUCCGUCAUCGUUUAUCCCGGUAACGAUAUCGCCUACAUCGAUGCCCUCUUCCUCUCGGCGGGCGCCGCCACUCAGAGCGGGCUGAACACAGUCAACCUGAAUGAGCUGCGCCUGUACCAGCAAAUUGUGCUCUACUUUAUUACAAUGUUCUGCACUCCAAUCCUCAUCCACAGCGCACUGGUUUUCAUUCGUCUAUACUGGUUCGAAAAGCGCUUCCAGCACGUGGUCCGUGAUGCGCGCGCCUUGCGUACGACCCGCUCUCGCAUGGACACAACCAGCCGAGGUAAGAAUAGUGACGAAAUCAAUCGCGCAGAACUCGGAGUCAGCGGUCGUCCCAUCGUCGUGCUGCGGGACGGUUCAGGUCAUGCGCGAGGCGACCGACUCCCCAAUCCCACGAUGAAGUCCGUCGAUGACGUGCAAUCCGAGACCGAAACACCCGGGAACGAUGCGAGCGGCCGAUCCAGCAGCGACGAUGAUCGGAUGGAACGUCGGUUCGGCUUGGGCAGCCUGAAAGUGCCGACGCAACUUAACCCGGAACAACACAUUGCUUUCUUGGAAAAUCAGCGGAAGAAUAAAGGCGCCCUGCGCAUCCCCAGUCCUCGCGAAUACGAUCGCGGUGGUGUCCCCGAAACUUUGGACGAUGGCGAGGAUGAGAGGCAUGGCCCAGUUCAGCCUUCAAGUCCGCGAUCCGAUCGCCGACGCAGCUCUACGCAUUCGGACGAAAACGACCAUGUCCCACCCCUUGAGCCGCCGCACAUCACCAUCAAUGAGCCCGAAUUCCCUCGAACUCGCACUCGCGGAAGUACAUUCCCCCGCCUGGAUACGAGGCCUACCGUGCGAGACACUAAGGAGGUAAACGAGACGACUGGGGGCUUGGGUAACGCUGGCACGCGGAAUACUGUCCGGGGAAUCUGGCGGUCACUAACCCAGGAGAGAGACCACACAACCCAGCCCUAUCUCAGCUGGAACGCGACGGUGGCUCGAAACUCCAACUUUGUCGAUCUGACCGAGGAGCAGCGUGAUGAGCUGGGCGGUAUUGAAUACCGCGCGCUUAAGACUCUUGCAGUCGUGCUGAUCUCUUACUAUGUUGGGUUCCACCUCGUUGGCAUCUUGUGCCUGGUCCCUUGGAUCGUUUCGGAAGACCAGCCUUGGGGCAAUGUGGUCAAGGCAGAUGGAGUUGGACGACCCUGGUGGGGUAUCUUCACUUCUGCCUCUGCAUUUAACGAUUUGGGCUUUACCUUGACACCGGACUCGAUGUACUCCUUCCAGAAGGCUGUCUUUCCUUUGCUGAUCAUGUCGUUUUUGAUCAUUAUUGGCAAUACUGCAUUCCCGUGUAUGCUUCGUUUGGUCAUUUGGACUCUCUCGAAAUUUGCUCGACAGGGAACGGCCCUUUGGGAGGAGCUCAAGUUCCUUCUUGAUCACCCACGUCGUUGCUUCACCCUUCUAUUCCCUCGAAAUGCCACCUGGUGGCUGUUUGCCAUUCUUGUUGCCUUGAACGGCAUUGAUGUCAUUUUUUUCAUCAUUCUGGACUUGAACGACUCGACCGUCACUGCCCUUGCACCCGGUAUCCGAGUCCUCGACGGCUUUUUCCAGGCCGCAUCCACUCGUACUGCAGGUUUCGGAAUUGUGAGUUUGUCGGACUUGCACCCCGCUAUUCAAGUCUCAUACUUGAUCAUGAUGUACAUUUCCGUCUUCCCGAUUGCCAUCUCCAUGCGUCGCACGAACGUGUACGAGGAGAAAAGUCUGGGUAUAUACGGUCCCGGUGACGAGGAGAAUGCCGAUGACGAGGAUGAUCAGACAGCACCCAGCUACAUCGGAGCUCACUUGCGACGCCAGCUGAGUUUCGAUUUGUGGUAUGUGUUCUUGGGACUAUUUGUCAUCGCCAUCGCGGAAGGGGACCGGUUGGAGGUCACCAGUGACUCUAGUUUCCAGCUCUUUACCGUCCUGUUCGAAGUUGUCUCUGCCUACGGUACUGUGGGUCUAUCCUUCGGGUACACUAAUGUCGAUACCUCUUUCUCCGGCCAAUUCAACGUUGUGUCCAAACUGGUGAUCAUCGCCAUGCAAAUCCGUGGCCGCCACCGUGGGCUGCCGUACUCACUGGAUCGUGCCGUCCUGUUACCCUCCGACGCUCUCAACAAGCGCGAGGCUGCUGAUGUUGACCGUCGCAUGCGCCGACGUGCCUCGAAUCUCAGCGGGGGCGAGUCCAUGGGUCGUCCACAGUCCCGGUCCAUGUCAAUGGGGCGUGACGCUGGUGUGACUACCGGCACGGAAGGCUACGACUGGCAAACCCAACAGCCGCAGACUAAUGGCGACGUGGUUCAUCGAUCAUCGACCAUGCGCUCCGCUCGUUAG
Penicillium atrosanguineum is the source of this 2649-nucleotide messenger RNA. RefSeq names its product potassium ion transporter. The record is from RefSeq and is a predicted model, not a curated record. Gene Ontology annotation, cellular component: plasma membrane. The transcript has 2 exons. NCBI's taxonomy places the organism in Eukaryota, Fungi, Ascomycota, Eurotiomycetes, Eurotiales, Aspergillaceae. Gene Ontology annotation, molecular function: high-affinity potassium ion transmembrane transporter activity. Gene Ontology annotation, biological process: intracellular potassium ion homeostasis; potassium ion import across plasma membrane. Bases 1 to 2649 code for a protein of 882 amino acids.